Messenger RNA from Ilex paraguariensis (yerba mate), 1939 nucleotides. Lineage: Eukaryota; Viridiplantae; Streptophyta; Magnoliopsida; Aquifoliales; Aquifoliaceae. The record is from the annotation of a GenBank genome assembly.
CAGCCAUUGUCAAUUCCAACCCCACCCUUCCAAGAUCACUGGACUUUAUCAACUGUUAAGAGUUCUUGAACACAUAAGAAAUGUGUCCCAUCCUGGAUGUAUCUCAAAAUGGAACUGUGAAACAUCUUGAGACAGGCCCUCCAUUGUUUGAAAUUGGAGACUCUGAUUUGUCAAGGUUAUUAGACAGACCACGACCGUUAAACAUAGAGAGGAAUAGAUCAUUUGAUGAGAGGUCCUUUGGUGAAAUGUCAAUGUCUUUAUCACCACCACGCCAUCUAAUUUACAGAAAUUCUGAUAACAUGUCGCGUGUUUUUGACCAAGUACUUGAGGGUGUGUAUUCUCCUGGGAGAAGGUCUGCCUCCAACACUCCUCGAUCAAGCAAUUGCUUUGAGGUACACCCCAUGGUAGCUGAAGCAUGGGAGGCCUUAAGGCGUUCAAUGGUUUACUUCCGUGGCAAACCAGUUGGGACGAUUGCUGCGUUGGAUCAUUCUGGAGAAGAACUCAACUAUGAUCAGGUUUUUGUAAGGGACUUUAUCCCAAGUGCAUUGGCAUUCUUAAUGAAUGGGGAACCAGAAAUAGUGAAGAACUUUAUUCUGAAAACCCUUCGCCUCCAAUCACGUGAGAAGAUGGUGGACGAAUUCAAGCUAGGCAAAGGAGUACUGCCAGCAAGUUUCAAAGUACUUCACGAUCCUGUGAGGAACUUUGAGACUAUAAUUGCUGAUUUUGGUGAAAGUGCUAUAGGCCGAGUUGCUCCUGUUGAUUCUGGUUUCUGGUGGAUCAUAUUACUUCGUGCAUAUACAAAGUCUACAGGGGACACUUCUUUGGCUGAAAUGCCCGAAUGCCAAAGGGGUAUGCGUCUUAUUCUGAACUUGUGUCUUUCUGAAGGCUUCGACACAUUCCCUACCCUCCUCUGUGCUGAUGGUUGCUGUAUGAUUGACCGUAGAAUGGGUGUGUAUGGGUAUCCAAUUGAAAUACAAGCUCUUUUCUUCAUGGCCUUAAGAUGUGCUUUGCUUCUACUCGACGAUGAAGGAACAGAGUUUGCCGAUCGAAUAGCCAAACGCCUCCAUGCUUUAAGCUAUCACAUGCGAAGUUACUUUUGGCUGGACAUAAAACAACUCAACGAUAUAUAUCGUUACAAGACAGAAGAGUACUCUCACACUGCAGUGAACAAGUUCAAUGUAAUGCCGGACUCUCUUCCCGACUGGGUGUUUGAUUUUAUGCCAAGCCGAGGUGGUUAUUUUAUUGGGAAUGUGAGUCCUGCGAGAAUGGAUUUUCGGUGGUUUUGUUUGGGUAAUUGUGUGGCGAUAUUGUCGUCUUUGGCAACACCUGAGCAAGCUUCGGCAAUCAUGGAUCUUAUUGAGUCACGGUGGGAAGAAUUGGUUGGAGAAAUGCCACUCAAGAUUUGCUAUCCGGCCAUGGAAAGUCAUGAAUGGAGGAUAGUAACUGGCUGUGAUCCAAAGAAUACAAGCUGGAGUUAUCACAAUGGAGGGUCUUGGCCAGUGCUCCUAUGGCUCCUCACAGCUGCAUGUAUCAAGACUGGACGACCCCAAAUUGCAAGGCGUGCCAUCGAACUUGCAGAGAGCCGUUUACUGAAAGACCAUUGGCCUGAAUACUAUGACGGAAAGCUCGGCCGAUAUAUGGGAAAGCAGGCCCGGAAGUUUCAGACAUGGUCUGUAGCUGGUUACUUGGUGGCGAAGAUGAUGCUCGAAGACCCGUCACACUUAGGUAUGAUAUCAUUCGAGGACGACAAACAGAUGAAGUCCCAUAUGAAAAGAUCAGCUUCAUGGAUGUUUUGAUGCCGUUUCAUUUCUACCCUCGAACUUGCCAGAUUCAUCUUAGUAUACGUUUUAGUCUGAUAAUGGUUUGUUUUGCGCAAACAAUCCGUAUUAACCCACUGUAUCAGUUGCUGGCACCUAAUAACCAUGCUAUUGGAUUUUGG